AUGGCCUCCCAGUUAGGGCCACCGUCGUCGUCGCUGGCGCCGGCGAAGCAUGGUCCAGUGGCAACCGCCACCACCAUUACUUCUAUCGCCGACGACCUCCUCCGGGAGAUCUUCCUCCGCCUCCCCUCCCUCCCGAGCCUCGUCCGCGCCGCCCUCGCCUGCCGCACCUUCCUCCGCGCCGUCCGUUCGUCCCCCGCCUUCCGCAGCCGCUUCCGGGCGGUCCAUCCGCCCCAGCUCCUAGGCUUCUACAGCGCCCCCUGCGGCACCGCCAUCCCUGCCUUCAUCCCCUUCCGAAGCCGCUCCGACCCGGACCUCGCCGCCGCCCUCCGCAGCUCCGAUUUCCUCCUCACCCGCCUCCCGGAAGAAAGCGGUGAGCCCGGGUGGGAGAUGAAUUGCUGCCGCGGCGGCUACGUCGUCCUCCACAACCAGAGGACCAGACAGAUCGCCGCCUACAAUCCCGUCACACAGGCGCUGCACAUCAUCCCCCGCCCGCCCCAUGAGACCUGCCAUCUCAUCAAUCUCGAUGUCCACUUCAUCUUCUCCGAGGAGGACCAGAGGGCGUUCCGCGUGGUCUGUGACCGUCGCCGCAGGCGGCGGCGGAGGACGCUGGCUCGUUUCUCUGUCUUCUCAUCUGACAGCAGGGAGUGGCAGUGUUUCCCGUGGGUGGACACCUCGACACGGCGGCAGCCUGGGGAUGAUGGAGGCGACGAGUGCAUGCUCACAUUUUACACUGAUACGCCGCUGAAUGAACCUGAUAGAUUGGCCCACGAUAAACACAAAGAUCAGGCAUAUCUGGUCGUCCUCAACACUGCGACGCUGCAACUAUACCGGAUGGAUUUGCCGCCGCCCUUGAAAGACAUAGACCCUGUAGGAAUCAAACUUGGUCGGACCAGGGAUGGAAGGCUCUUUUUGGUUUGCAUAGAUGACUACGAUGCAAGCAAAGGAAGGCUUAAUGUUUGGUUAUGGAGAGCCGAUGGUGAUGGUGAUGGCGUUGAGAAAUGGAUGCCGCACAAGAUUCACCCACUCAAUAAAUUUGUUGAUUUCACUCUGUGUUCACAAGAGUGUCAUGUAAUGGCGUCGGUUGUGAGGGUCAUAGAUGGUUUUGUGUUCUUGUGUAUUGAGUAUGAGAGGGAUACAGGGUGUCUCCUAUCCUUCUGCCUGGAAACAGAGAAGGUAAACAAGCUUUUUGAUCAUAGAGUUGACUGUGCUGUCCAUCCCUACAUCAUGGAGUGGCCUCCUUCUUUGGUAGGCAACAAGGAAGAUUCAGAAACCAAAGUUACCGGAGACGAUGCGAGGGAUGAUGGUCCUGUGGGCACACAAGGAACUCCCUCUGUUCUUGCCACAUCGUUGCAAUCAUAUAAAGAAGCUUUAAUUAAUAAUGAUGUGGCAAAAGUCACAAAGAUAGAGAAAUUACUACUUUCGAUUGAGGAUGAGAACAAGUCUCUUGUGCGUAAAAUCACUACUCUAGAUGCAGAAUUAACUAUCGCGAGAGAUCAUGUCUUGAAGAUAAGUGCUGAAUUCGAGGGACAGAAACAGAGAGGUGAUGGCAAAUGUGGACGGGGAAAUGAGCCGAUUACCACUUCUUUGCCAGUUGAACUACCUCUUUAG
Triticum dicoccoides is the source of this 1608-nucleotide messenger RNA. RefSeq lists its product as uncharacterized. The record is from RefSeq and is a predicted model, not a curated record. Gene Ontology annotation, molecular function: protein binding. Bases 1 to 1608 code for a protein of 535 amino acids. The transcript has 2 exons. NCBI's taxonomy places the organism in Eukaryota, Viridiplantae, Streptophyta, Magnoliopsida, Poales, Poaceae.